Messenger RNA from Indicator indicator, 1593 nucleotides. RefSeq names its product solute carrier family 18 member A3 (gene SLC18A3). Gene Ontology annotation, cellular component: AP-1 adaptor complex; AP-2 adaptor complex; terminal bouton. Gene Ontology annotation, molecular function: acetylcholine transmembrane transporter activity. Bases 1 to 1593 code for a protein of 530 amino acids. Gene Ontology annotation, biological process: transmembrane transport; chemical synaptic transmission. NCBI's taxonomy places the organism in Eukaryota, Metazoa, Chordata, Aves, Piciformes, Indicatoridae. The record is from RefSeq and is a predicted model, not a curated record. The transcript has a single exon.
AUGUCGGAGGCGGGGGGCGCGGACCGGGCGAGGGCCGCCGUGGCGCGGCUCGCAGAGGCGGUGGGCGACCGGCGGCGGCGGCUGGGCACCGCCAUGGGGGACGCACAGCGGCAGCGGCGGCUGCUGUUGCUGGUGGUGUGCGUGGCGCUGCUGCUGGACAACAUGCUCUACAUGGUCAUCGUGCCCAUCAUACCCGACUACAUCGCGGCCAUGCGCGGCGGGGGGCAUGCUACCGGCCCGUCCGCGCCCGCGGGGGGCAACGAGAGCGGCAGCGGCGGCGGCAACCGGAGCCUCCUGCCGGCGCGGUACCCGGUGUCCACAGGGGGCAACGAGGACGUGCAGAUCGGGGUGCUCUUCGCCUCCAAGGCCAUGCUGCAGCUGCUGGUGAACCCGCUCAGCGGCACCCUCAUCGACCGCGUGGGCUACGAGGCGCCGCUGCUGGCCGGGCUGGCCGUCAUGUUCCUUUCCACCACCACCUUCGCCUUCGCCCAGAACUAUGCGACGCUGUUCGCGGCGCGCAGCCUGCAGGGGCUGGGCUCAGCCUUCGCCGACACCGCGGGCAUCGCGCUCAUCGCCGACCGCUACGCCGAGGAGCCGGCGCGGAGCCGUGCCCUGGGUACGGCGCUGGCCUGCAUCUCCUUCGGCAGCCUCGCAGCCCCACCCUUCGGCGGCGUACUCUAUGAGUUCGCUGGCCAGCGGGUGCCCUUCCUGGUGCUGGCCUGCGUCUGCCUCCUCGACGGUGUGAUGCUGCUGGCCCUAGCACCGCCCUGGGCCUCUGGGGCGCGGGCAAACAUGCCCGUUGGCACCCCCAUCCACCGUCUCAUGGUGGACCCCUACAUCGCUGUGGUGGCCGGGGCCUUGGCCACCUGCAAUAUCCCCCUGGCUUUCCUGGAGCCCACCAUCGCCAACUGGAUGAAGGAGUCCAUGGGGGCCAGCGAGUGGGAGGUGGGCCUCACCUGGCUACCUGCCUUCUUUCCCCACGUGCUGGGUGUCUACGUCACUGUCCGGCUGGCUGCCGCAUACCCUCACCUCCAGUGGUUUUAUGGGGCCUUGGGCAUGGCCAUCAUUGGUGCCAGCUCCUGCCUGGUGCCAGCCUGCAGGAAUUUCGGGCAGGUUAUUGUUCCCCUCUGUGGCAUCUGCUUUGGCAUCGCGCUUGUGGACACAGCCCUGCUGCCCACCCUAGCCUUCUUGGUGGAUGUCCGCCAUGUCUCUGUCUAUGGCAGCGUUUAUGCCAUCGCAGACAUCUCCUACUGUGUGGCAUAUGCCCUGGGGCCCAUCGUGGCUGGCCAGAUUGUGCAUACCAUGGGCUUUGCACAGCUCAACCUGGGCAUGGGGCUGGCAAAUGUGCUUUAUGCCCCUGUCCUCCUCUUACUCAAAAAUGUCUGCCAAAUGAAACCUUCUCACUCAGAGAGGAACAUCCUCCUUGAAGAAGGACCUAAGGGACUAUAUGACACCAUCAAAAUGGAGGAGCGCAAAGGCAUGAGCAAAAGCCUCCAGCCAGCAGGAGAGAGAGAAGAAAACGGCAUGGACUCUUACCGUAGAGACCUGACAGGGGCAUCUGAGGAGGACUCAUCAGAUUAUGAGUACAGUUAA